GUCGCGGCGCGGUGGUGGGGGGAGUUUGGCGACGACUCCCACCUCGAGCGCCGCAUCUUCAGCGCCAACAUCACUAAGUGGGGCCCGACGGUCAUGAGCUGGCUUCGUCGCGAUGGAGCACAGCAGCCGCGCGACGUCUACGCGUUGCAGGAGACCCGCCUGGCCCGCCGCGAGCUCGACAGCACGGGGCACGAGCUGCAGAAGGCGGGCUUCUCAGCAGUGUUCGCAGCAGCGCGGGCAAGCGACAGAAGCGGGACAGGCACUUGCGGGGGCGCGGGGGUCCGCGUCAAGGGCCGCCUCAAGGCGACGUGGCACCGGCGCCAGGGGCCACGUGCAGCAGUUUCGGGUGCAACCACAUCAGACGCCCACAGCUGGCAUCACGACGCUUGCAACAUGUGCGGUUGGACGCCAGUCACUCUGCGCAUGCGCGGUUCCCAGCUCCUCAUCAUCUCCAUCUACUUGGGCCUGUCCCACUCCACCACCAGAGGCGUGAAUUCCAGGCAGUUGACGUCGCUGGUCGCGUUCCUCAGCGCUGCGCACGCGCGCGCGCCUUGGUUGCUCUGCGGCGACUCCGACAGGCCGUGCGAAGACAUGGUACAAUCAGGAUGGACAACCGCCCUCGGAGCUACAGCGUACGUCGGGCUCGACAGCGACCAGCGCGCCUGCUUCCUCGGCGACGCCCUGCCCUCCAACAUCGACUGCGCGUUGGUCGGCGACGGCGGGCAACGACUCGCGCGAGGAAUCCAACCGGUGCACGACGUACCUUGGAAGCCACGCAUCGGGCUCGACAUCGCCAUUGUAGCAGACGUGGACUCCGACCUCAGCCGACGACUCCAGCUACCGAAGGCUCAUAUGGCCGAGGACAGCAGCGUGGUUGACGUGACCGUGGCGCCGAAUUCGGAGUUCAACGGCGACAUGGACCGCGCGGGCGCUCGAAGGGCGCCGCGGCAGAUGCCGCCACUCGAUCGACUCAAUGCACGAGCGCGCGAGACCGACGCCAUCAACGUGGACGAUACGUGGGAGGUAGCAAACAUGAUGCACCACGGCCCCACCAGCACAGCCCCGCCCUACGCCCAGAACUGUGCCGCCUACCGGGUCGACCCCGACAGCGCCGACCAGCUAGGCGCAACAUGCCGGCACUUCAUCAGCGCGCUCGAGACGUUCUACUGCAUGACGUACCACAUCCCGCUGGAA
Prorocentrum cordatum is the source of this 1194-nucleotide messenger RNA. NCBI's taxonomy places the organism in Eukaryota, Dinophyceae, Prorocentrales, Prorocentraceae. The record is from the annotation of a GenBank genome assembly.